AGCACCUAUUCAAAACGGCAAGAGCGAGCGCAUAAAGCCACACGUGAACGCCACGAGCAAGACACACGGCCACUGGGCAGUCCAAAGAAAACUUCUGUGUGGUGGUGUGCACUUUUAUUUCUCUUUAGGGACAUGGACAUCACUGCCAAGAUGGAAAUAAGCGUUAACCAGCAGCAGUACAUGCCACCUGCCUGCUUUUUCGCCGCCGCUUCCCAGAGCAUCCAGCUCAGUCCAACCGACAGCCAGUGUAGCAAUAAGUCCGCGUCCAAGCAGACGAAGAGGCAGCGCUCAUCCUCUCCGGAGCUGCUCCGCUGCAAGAGGAGGCUUAACUUCGCGGGCUUCGGGUACAGCUUGCCCCAGCAGCAGCCGCACGCUGUGGCCCGGCGCAACGAGCGAGAACGUAACCGGGUGAAACUAGUGAACAACGGCUUUGCAACUCUGCGCGAACACGUUCCCAACGGUGCCGCGAACAAGAAGAUGAGCAAAGUGGAGACGCUGCGCUCGGCCGUGGAGUACAUCCGUGCGCUCCAGCAGCUCCUGGAUGAGCAUGACGCCGUGAGCGCGGCAUUCCAGUCGGGCGUCCUGUCACCCACCAUCUCCCAGAACUACUCUAAUGACAUGAACUCUAUGGCUGGUUCGCCAGUGUCCUCUUACUCCUCGGAUGAGGGUUCCUACGACCCACUGAGUCCAGAAGAACAAGAGCUCCUGGACUUCACCAACUGGUUUUGAACAGCAGUGAAAGGAAACGUAAAAAUCGCAGCACUCGCUUGGGAGGCACUCGGAUAACCCCCGUCCUCCAAGAACACAAAGCACUGCGUUUGCGCUGCAGUCCGGUUCGGACAGACUCGUAUCCACACCCAGAGAUGGCCCAUAUAAGUCGGCAAACCGACAGCCACCGGCCCCGAGUGCAGUCAUAGAGCCAGAGCCAAAGGACUUAAAGGGAAGAGGGCACCCCUGGCAGCAUGGGACGUCCGGUCCUUCCAGCGCAUUCGCCCAAGAAAUCCAUUCUAAAAAAUGACUUUCCACGACAUUGUGGCAUAUAUAACAACAACAGUAAAUGUUGUCCUUUACCUAUGCUUAAGCUAAUCAAAGAAGGUUUGCCCUGUUAGACCCCUUUCACGUGUAACUCUAAUAUGCUUCCAACGUGGCGAAUUUAUUAUUAUAUAUUUUUAUAUAUUAAGCUAUUUUUGUAUGUAAGAGAUUUAUAGAUGUUUUUGUACACAUUCAUUUUAAUAAUGUAUAUAUUUUUGACCUAUAGCCUGCCGUAAAAUGCUCAUUACCUCUCGCUUAUUCAGACUUAUCAGAUGCAUCGCAAUUCCCUUUACGGUUGUGGAGGUUUUAGAGAAGUGUAUACUACUCAAGAGUUUAAAUUCCAACACCAACGUGUCUUAUUUAAUAGGAAUAACUAUUGCAUUUGUAAAAUGACUCGGAGUUCAUAUAUGCUCAUAUAGUUCAUAUAGUGAUCAAAGUUAUGCAGCUAUUGUCCAAACGGAGCACAACGGAUGUGUUUUGUGUCUCCUUACUGCCUGUUCAACUUUGCCUUUACAAU
Molecule: messenger RNA, 1549 nt
Organism: Myxocyprinus asiaticus (Chinese sucker)
Lineage: Eukaryota; Metazoa; Chordata; Actinopteri; Cypriniformes; Catostomidae
Product: achaete-scute homolog 1a-like
Exons: 2
Coding region: 133-729 (198 amino acids)
Biological process (GO): regulation of neurogenesis; sensory organ development; neuron differentiation
Cellular component (GO): RNA polymerase II transcription regulator complex
Molecular function (GO): protein dimerization activity; DNA-binding transcription factor activity, RNA polymerase II-specific; RNA polymerase II transcription regulatory region sequence-specific DNA binding
Source: RefSeq, a predicted model, not a curated record